AUGCCGACGAUUUCAGUAAAACGUGCGGUCAAAGUCUUUCUGUUCUUCUUCUUCUUCUCGUUGACGACGACGUUCGUUUUUGCUGACGACGAAAACAACAAUUCAAACUCGACUUUGAUGAAUUCCAAAAAUGAAGCCGCGCAUCGACUUCCUCUCAUCACAACCACCACCACGGAAAAAGAAGAAGACAACAACAAAGAAGAAGAAAGAGAAGCGGAGGUUGGAAAAAGAGAGAAACGCGACGACGAACGAGGAAUGUGUUGCCCCAACGGGGAAGAUUUGUCGUCUUCUUUGCUCUCCUGUUGCGAGGAGGAAGGCGGAUGUUGCUCGAAAACGGGAACGACGACGCUCUUGGAUUGUUGCUUUUCGAACCCAAUGGAUGAGGUGGAUUUGACCGAGGACAAAGAAGAAGAAGAAGAAGAGCGAAAGCAGACGAACCCCGAGAAAGAAGGAGCUCAAGUAGAGACGACUUUAACGAAUCAACAAAACGAUGAUGAUAUCAGCGAGGACGAAAGAGAGGACGUGGAGAGUUUGGUAGAAGCCACGACCUACUGGCCGGGCGGGAAUCGUCGGUUUACGUGGGAGAAUCUGAACGUGCCAAUGCCUUCAGCUGUAAAGAAGAUCAUCGCUGAGAAGAAAGAAACAGAAGAAGAUCGAAAAGAAGAAAAAGGUGUCCAAGAAGAGAUCAACACGAACGCGGCGCCAACCGGGCAAGAAGAAGAAGAAGAAGAAGAAACAAGAAAGACAUUCAAAACGUUACUCGAUAUUUCCUCGUUCAAAAUGAGCAAGAACGAAGUACUUCAAGGCGCCUUAGGAUUCGGUAUUUUCGUUAUUGUAGCGUCAUAUAUUGUUGGUGCUACGUAUACGAGAGAGGAUGGACGAGAGAUUAGCGGGAACGCGAGAGGUUGGUCGGGCGUGCGCCAAGAAAGAGAAAGCUUAUACGACUCGGCGUUCAAGGCGUACGCGAGCGUGUAG
Messenger RNA from Bathycoccus prasinos, 975 nucleotides. RefSeq lists its product with no specific name. Bases 1 to 975 code for a protein of 324 amino acids. The transcript has a single exon. NCBI's taxonomy places the organism in Eukaryota, Viridiplantae, Chlorophyta, Mamiellophyceae, Mamiellales, Bathycoccaceae. The record is from RefSeq and is a predicted model, not a curated record.